UACAUUUAUAUUCUUUCUUUCUUUGGUAGAGAUAAAAAAAGUUGUCUCUCACAUUUGCAAAUUUAUAUAAUUAAAUUCUUUUAUUUAAUUAAUCAAUCAAUAGUAAAUGGUUUUAGUUGGAAGGAGAAAGAGAAGUGGUGAAGAAGGAAUGCAAUUGCAAAUAGGGAAAUACGAGAUCGGAAGAACACUUGGUGAAGGCAAUUUUGGGAAAGUUAAAUACGCAAAAGACGUACAAACUGGACAUCCUUUUGCUGUUAAGAUUCUUGAAAAAACCAGAAUAAAAAAUCUUAAUUUCUCUGAUCAGAUAAAAAGGGAGAUUGCUACAUUGAAGAUCUUAAAACAUCCAAAUGUGGUUAGAUUACAUGAGGUUUUGGCUAGCAAAACAAAGAUUUAUAUGAUUCUUGAAUACGUCAAUGGUGGUGAAUUAUUUGAAACAAUUGCAUCAAAAGGUAAAUUACCGGAAUCAGAUGGUAGAAAGUUGUUCCAACAAUUGAUCGAUGGGGUCAGUUAUUGUCAUGACAAAGGUGUGUAUCACCGAGACCUCAAGUUAGAAAAUGUUCUUGUAGAUGCUAAAGGUGGCAUCAAAAUAUCGGACUUUGGCCUCAGUGCACUGCCCCAACAUUUAAGGGAUGAUGGACUAUUGCAUACAACGUGUGGGAGUCCUAACUAUGUUGCUCCUGAGAUCCUAAAUAAUCGAGGGUAUGAUGGUGCCACGUCGGAUACAUGGUCGUGUGGUGUCAUUUUAUAUGUUAUCCUUACGGGGUAUCUACCAUUUGAUGAUAGAAAUCUUGCAGUUCUUUAUCAGAAGAUUUUUAAAGGGGAUGUACAGAUGCCAAAAUGGUUGCCUUCGGGCGCAAAGAAUUUGAUUAAGAGAAUUCUUGAUCCCAAUCCUAAAACAAGGAUAACAAUGGCAGAGAUCAAAGUAGAUGAAUGGUUUAAUCAGGAUUAUACUCCUGCAGUCUUUUAUGAAGAGGAUGACGAUGUACAUAUUGAUGAUGAAGUCAUAUCAUUACCCGAGGCUCCAACGGAUUCAGAAAAAGUUCCGGAAUCACCUACCCACAUUAAUGCCUUUGAACUCAUUGGAAUGUCAUCCUGUUUGGAUCUUUCCGGAUUCUUUGAGAAAGAAGAUGUAUCAGAGCGAAAGGUGAGGUUUACAUCCACUUGUUCUCCAAGAAAAUUGCUAGAAAGAAUAGCAGAUACAGCAUCACAGAUGGGAUUUGGAGUUCAAAAGAAAAAUGGAAAGUUGAAAAUGCUACAAGAUUGCAAAGGGCAAAGGAAGACAUGUAAUUUAUCCAUUAUAGCAGAAGUGUUUGAAAUAAACACGUCAUUAUACGUAGUUGAGUUAAGAAAAACCAGCGGCGAGUGUAGUGUAUAUAGACAGUUGUGUGACAAGGUAUUGAAAGAUUUAGAGGUGUCGCGCAGUCAAGAGAAUUUGGCAGCGAAGUUGCUUGAGGAAUCAUAGUUCGUGCAACACCCUCUUGGAAUUCUUGUUACAUAUGUAUAGGGAGAUAUAAAUCACAUCUGUAAGUUAUAUUCAAGGGAAAAGGUUAGCGAUAUCAGAAUAUUUCUUUGUUCAUUUUACGAUUUUCGAUCCGAUGCUUGUAGCACAAAGCCUACCAGAAAAUCCGCAUACAUAAUAGUCGAAGAAUCUUGGGUCUUCUGUGUAAGAUUGUUUGAAUAGAUCGAUAGAGUUUGCAAUAAACAUAUCAAAUAUAGUAUGUAUAAAUUUGUGUAUAAUUUUUGGAUUAAUGCGGAUUUACGAUUUUUAUCGAAA
Erigeron canadensis is the source of this 1774-nucleotide messenger RNA. RefSeq names its product CBL-interacting serine/threonine-protein kinase 1-like. The transcript is spliced from 9 exons. Gene Ontology annotation, molecular function: ATP binding; protein kinase activity. The coding region runs from base 107 to 1462 and encodes 451 amino acids. NCBI's taxonomy places the organism in Eukaryota, Viridiplantae, Streptophyta, Magnoliopsida, Asterales, Asteraceae. The record is from RefSeq and is a predicted model, not a curated record. Gene Ontology annotation, biological process: signal transduction; protein phosphorylation.